CACCUCCAUCGCUCGCUUUGUCUGCCUUCGCGUCGGCCUCUUCUCUUUCUCUUCUUCCUCUUUCUCACCGACCCUCUCUCUGCUCUCUUUGUUGCCGUUCUCUAGUGGAUUUGAGUACUUCUACAACACAUUUUGUCGUCAGAUCCGUCGUCAGGGCACUCUAGCUGCCAUGCUCGCCCGCUCUUACCUCCCCGUCUGCUUCCUGCUGAGCUACCUCCUCAUCUCAGCCCUUGCACUCUCCUUCCCAGAAACACCCUCUUCCUCCUUCCCGCGUCUCUCAGACCCCCUCCCGCAGCAAGAUCCAGCUCGGACCGGCGCUCGUGGAUCUAGACCUCCCGACCGGGCCCACUACGCUCCACAACCGCCCUACCCCGACGCCUCCUCAAGUUUCCGCCGCUCCGAAAAAAGUCGUCGCCGUCUCAGCAGUAAACAGUCCUCAACCUCCCUACUGUCGGCUAAAGACUUCAAAGACUCGCCAACCGCAGACGAGAUCACAGACCUCGGCUCCUCCUCCACCUCGACCUCCACAUCCGCAUCCAACUCGAACCACAACACCCACAACACAGACGACCGAGACCCGAACCAGAGCUCGCCGAUCUGCGACCUGCUUAUCGAGCCGCCGCUUUUCUCGCCGCCCGACACGCGCACGCAGCCCGGCAUCGUCGCGCUGGUGGUGGGCAUCAUCACGAUCGUUACCGCGAGCUUGAUGAUGUGAUUGGGUUCGAUCUCGACGCUCUUCAACCGUUUUACCUCCGAUGCGAUCUGCGGUUGUGUUCUACUAGCCUUUGCCUUGGACUCUCGUUCUUUCUGUCGGUAACGAUCGUGAUGAUGUGACUGGGUUCGAUCUCGACGCUUUUCAACCGAUUUACCUCCGAUGCGAUCUGCAGUUGUGUUCUACUAGCCUUUGCCUUCGACUCUCGUUCUUUCUGUAUUGUACAUCAUCUUCGACACAACCGCGGAGCCUAAAUCAGCGCUCUACAGUACAUAUCCCUCCUCCGCGUUGUACCUUCUCUCUUUCUUCGAUUGUAUUAUUUUUUUAUAUAUCUUUUGGCGCUUUGUUAUUGGUGUCGGCGUACGGCUUUUUUUAUUUGUAUAUUUAUUCACCAUGUUUGGUUUUGAUUUGAUAAUUUGAGGAUAGUUACUCUUGUCGCAAGAGAUCUAUUUUAUAUCAAGUGAUUCUACAACUCUCUCAUC
Messenger RNA from Myxozyma melibiosi, 1194 nucleotides. RefSeq lists its product as uncharacterized. The transcript has 2 exons. Lineage: Eukaryota; Fungi; Ascomycota; Lipomycetes; Lipomycetales; Lipomycetaceae. The coding region runs from base 170 to 715 and encodes 181 amino acids. The record is from RefSeq and is a predicted model, not a curated record.